UCUUAUUACUAAUGUCGAGAAUAAAGGCAACACUUACAGUGAGAUGCAACUGUAGAUCUUUAUAUCUUAGAUAAUUCUCAUUAUAGCCGUUCGUAAUAUGUAUCUUAUGUUAUAUUUUAGACGGAGAGCUAAAGGAUUAGCAAUCGGAUUAACUAUGACCGGACUGUUUGUCGUAUUUUUGAAAACUUCGAUAUACGAAGGAGUGGAAACAAUCCAGGGUGGUGUAUUCAAAAUAGAAAUCAAGGACAGUGUCUCAAAUGAAUCUCUUAAUUUUCGUAAUAUGGCAAACAUUGAUAGGCGCUCGUCCAACUUCACUUCUCCAGCGGCAAUACCUAAACAAGAUGGAGGAAAAGCAGAAUCUGAACAAUUAAAAACUGUUACUUUAAAGCAACUUAUAGAGACUAAUAAGAAUAUAUAUGAAAAUGAUUCAAAAGAGAAGCAAUUAAGUGAUACGUUUCUGCGAGCGUUAAAUCGUUCCUAUAAAGACGUAAAAAAGCAGAGUUUUGAUUCCUGCAAGAAUCUGAUAUCCGAGAUUAAACUACGUCAUGAAAUCAAGUAUUUUGUGUUUCGAUAUGGAUAUGACCCAUUGCCUAUAGAUGUGACCAUAUUAUCGCAUAUUACUCUUAACAGAGGUAUAGAUAGAAUUGCGACGAUUCUUGCAAAAUGGCCUGGUCCUGCAAGUAUAUCUGUUUUUGGAACUGAUGACGAGAUUAAAACGUUUCUGCAUACGACACACUCUUGGAAACGAAACAAUAUUGGAAUACACGUAGUAUAUCAACGGAAUGCAAGAUACUAUCCAGUAAACUUUAUGAGAAAUGUCGCUCUCUAUGGUGCUAAUACUUCCCAUAUUUGGAUGAUUGAUGCCGACUUUACUCCAAAUAAGGAUGCAUACCAGCUUAUAAAGAAACAUAUUCACAAAUUCAAUUGGAACGCAAGUAGACCGGCAUUGGUAACACCAGCAUUUGAGACGAACCUAACUGAGGGUGGAGUACCCGAUAAUAAAACGCAACUGUUGGAGAAACUGAAACAAAAGAAUAGAACAAUACAUACAUUCAGCUUUGCGAGGUGCCCCGGUUGUCAUAGUAGCACAAACUGGUCGCAUUUUAUGAAAGCUACCAAAACGUAUAAGAUAGAAGUUAGUGAAAAUUUCGAACCUUAUGUUGUUCUGCAAAGAAAGACUGUUCCAGUUUAUGACGAACGAUUGAUUGCUAGGCAUAUGAACAAAAUACUUUACGAUUAUGAAUUAUUUGUUUUGCAGUAUGAGUUCCAUGUGUUGCCGGAUGUUUUCAUUGUUCACGAGCCACACGAACGGAUAAUUCAGCCAUAUACUGAACAAAUAUGUUUGACCCGAAUUGGACAAAUUAUAAAAACGGAACUAUUGGCGAAAAAGAAAUAUUUUGAAAAUUAUAAAUACGAAAAUGUAAAUCGGAUAAACCCCCUGUAG
Molecule: messenger RNA, 1444 nt
Organism: Owenia fusiformis
Lineage: Eukaryota; Metazoa; Annelida; Polychaeta; Sabellida; Oweniidae
Source: the annotation of a GenBank genome assembly